Messenger RNA from Penicillium mononematosum, 1506 nucleotides. Its product is annotated as beclin 1. The transcript is spliced from 4 exons. Bases 1 to 1506 code for a protein of 501 amino acids. The record is from RefSeq and is a predicted model, not a curated record. Lineage: Eukaryota; Fungi; Ascomycota; Eurotiomycetes; Eurotiales; Aspergillaceae. Gene Ontology annotation, cellular component: phosphatidylinositol 3-kinase complex, class III, type I; phosphatidylinositol 3-kinase complex, class III, type II; phagophore assembly site. Gene Ontology annotation, biological process: autophagy; cellular response to nitrogen starvation; autophagosome assembly.
AUGUACUGCCAGAAGUGUCGCACGCCGCUGAAGCUCGAUGGCUCAGUCGAGUCACUCAACCCAGCUGCCUUUGACUUGUUAUCCAACUCUACAGGCAAGACGUUGUCAGAUACCGGAGCUGUCUCCUCGUCAGCGCGAUCGUCAUAUCCACCCGAACACCGCGACAAGUAUGACCAGUCCUCUAAAAAUGCUACGUCGCCGGUUUACAGACGGUCUAUCCCCGCCCCGCGUGCAGGAGGCCAGCACAACCCGGCGACACCCCGAGCCGAUAGCGGCAAUAUGUCUGAGAGUAGUGCGUCUGGUCGAAGCAAACGAAACCAUACACAAGCCCAACUCCGUAGCCAGGAGGAUGGGUCAUUCGUUGAUCAAGUGGAGAAGACGACACGGCUGUUUGAGAUAGUCUCGGCGCGCUCCGAUAUCGACCAUCCGAUUUGCGUGGAAUGUACUGAGCUGCUUGUGGAAGGAUUACAAAAACGCUUGGCUGGAUCUACGAAAGAGCGAGAUGCCUACAUCUCGUUUCUUAGGAACCUGAACGGGUCAAUCCCGACCGAAGAGGAGCUGCAGGCGGCACAGAAAUCGUUGGAUGAGAGCUUGGAAGCGGAGCGGGCCGCAUUUGCAGAGCUGCAGUCCUUGGAGAAAGAAAAGGCUACUCUAGAUGCAGAGAUUGCGAGCUUAGAGAUCGACUCGCGACGCCUGAGAUGCGGACGAGGGGAGUUUUUGGCGUUUCAAAAUGAACGGGAUGCGCUCAAUAUGCGUUAUGAUCAUGACUCCCAGCAGCUUGAGAGACUGCAACGGACGAAUGUCUACAAUGACGCGUUCUGCAUUGGUCAUGAUGGAUAUUUCGGUACUAUCAAUGGACUACGGUUAGGCAGACUGGCCAAUCCUUCCGUUGACUGGCCUGAAAUAAAUGCUGCAUGGGGACAAACAGCUCUACUUCUGGCCACGAUGGCCGAAAAACUCGGAUUCCAAUUUCAGGGGUAUCGUCUCAAGCCGCUGGGGUCCAGCUCGCGGAUUGACAAGAUUGAAUAUCCCACGCAGCCAUCCGGUCAGCCCGUCGAGGGAGCUGCACCUAAAGUGACGCAAUUAGACCUGUUUUCGUCCGGUGAUCUCCCGCUGAACCUUCCUUGGCUUCACCGUCGCUUUGACGCGGGCAUGGUGGCGUUCCUUGAGUGUCUGCGCCAGCUGGGGAAGUUUGUUGAAAAGACCCCCGCGCCCGUAAUAUCUCCCCGUCGAGGCCCGACCGGCGCCACCGCACCGGGGCUAAAACUACCCUAUGAGAUCAAGCGAGAUCGUAUUGGCGAUGCCAGCAUCAAGUUGGGCUUCAACCAGAAUGAUGAGACGUGGACUCGAGCCUGCAAGUACACGCUCACUUGCUGCAAGUUCCUCCUUGCGCAUGCCAGCAAUCUCGCUAGCACGGGGUCUAGCAACUCAGCUGCUGUCGCGGCUGCAGCCGUAGCAGCCGCGGAACAAGCCAGACAGGAAACGGGUCCGAAGAAUAAAACAUGA